Messenger RNA from Poecilia reticulata (guppy), 7593 nucleotides. RefSeq names its product unconventional myosin-XVIIIa-like. NCBI's taxonomy places the organism in Eukaryota, Metazoa, Chordata, Actinopteri, Cyprinodontiformes, Poeciliidae. Gene Ontology annotation, cellular component: myosin filament; cytoplasm; myosin II complex. Gene Ontology annotation, molecular function: actin filament binding; ATP binding; cytoskeletal motor activity. Gene Ontology annotation, biological process: actomyosin structure organization. The record is from RefSeq and is a predicted model, not a curated record.
GCAUCACGAGUACAUUCCCUCACCUACUGACAAUUAGAAGGAAAAAAAAAACAUGCCGAAAACUUCUGGUAAGCCGACAGCGCUGUCACCUUUGAGCAGUCCCAGCAUAUGCUCCCUCAUAUUUUUCACAAGACUCUGAUGCAAAAAUUGGACCCGCUUAAACAAAUUAAUCUGCUGAGUAACAACAAAGAACCUAAAGCAUGUUUCACCUAAUCAAGAAAGACAAGGAGAAGGAAAAGGAGCUGGGCAAAAAGGAAAAGAAGGACAAGAAAGAGAAAAAAGAACGGAUGUCCCAGUCAGAGUUGAAAAGCCUGGAAGAGAUAAGCAUACGUAGGGGGUUCUUCCAUGUGAACAGAGCAAGCACCAAGAGGCAAUCUAGGGCCAAGCUGGAGAUCUCGAACCCUAUUCCAAUUAAAGUGGCUAGUAACACAGAGCUUUCUCUGACAAAUGUAGAGAAAGAUCAUCUUCCCAAUACCCAGGAGCCUGAUGCAAGACAAACGUCUGGAAGUACCUCUGAAGAUCAGAUUUGUAAUCAAGUGGAACCUCAGCGCUGCUCUGUAAAGGAGAGGGCAGCUAAAUUUGGGGAACUGGCUAAGACCAAUUCAUCAGUGAGUCAAAGGCAGGCAACUAUGAGUCAAAAGAGUAUAGAUGGUAGCAACCCAAGUCUCUCAGAUUGGAGCAGGUCUACCUUCAAUUCAGUGUCCUUUCCCAACCCAAAAGGCAUGGCUAAGGUUUACAUUCCUGAGAUUGUAGAGAAGACCUUCCCUGGCAUAGACCUUCAGUUGCCUGUGCUCAUCACUCCACCAGUACCAGAUCCAAGAGAGCUUGAGAUUCAGAGGCGAAACACUGGGGACUUCGGCUUUUCUUUGAGGAGGACCACCAUGAUUGAGAGACAACAGGACGGAAGCGUGUGCCGGCGAGUUGUACAUUUUGCAGAACCAGGCGCAGGUACCAAGGACUGGGCUUUGGGCCUGGUGCCAGGAGACAGGCUUGUGGAAAUCAAUGGAAUCAACGUGGAGAGCAAAAACAGGGAUGAAAUUGUGGAGAUGAUCCGUCAGUCAGGAGAGGCAGUCCGGCUAAAGGUGCAGCCGAUUUUGGAGCUUAGCGAGUUGAACCGCAGCUGGCUGAGGACCAUUCAAGCUCUGCCCAAAGAUAUCUUCGAUGUGAAGACAGAGGAACAGUUGAAGGCAGAAAAGGCCUGGUACGACACGGAAAAAGUAUGGCUUGUCCACAAGGAUGGAUUUUCUCUGGCCACUCUCUUGAAGACGGAGGCAGGCAGCCUGCCAGAGGGGAAGGUAAAAAUCCGCCUGGAGAGUGAUGGAUCUUUAUUGGAGGUGGAUGAAGAUGAUGUAGAGAAGGCAAACCCGCCGCUGUUUGACCGAGUGGAGGACUUGGCCUCUCUGCAAUAUUUGAACGAGUCGAGCGUGAUGCACUCACUGCGGCAGCGUUACGGCAGCAACCUCCUGCACUCCCACGCUGGGCCCAACAUGGUGGUCAUUAACCCAAUUAGUGCCCCCUCUAUGUAUUCUGAGAAGGUCAUGCAGAUGUUCAAAGGCUGCAGAAAAGAAGACACGGCCCCCCACAUUUACAGYAUGGCRCAGGCUGCCUAUAGGAGCCUCCUUACAACUCGUCAGGAUCAAUCCAUUGUCUUGCUUGGCAAGAGUGGAAGUGGCAAGACCACCAACUGUCAGCACAUCAUCCAGUACCUGGUUACCAUCGCUGGAAGCACCAACAAAUCAUUCUCCACAGAAAAAUGGCAGGCAGUCUAUUCAGUUUUGGAGGCUUUUGGGAACGCUUCAACUUCCCUUAAUGGGAAUGCAAGUCGCUUCUCCCACAUCGUUUCCCUGGAUUUCGACCAGGCAGGCCUGGUGACAUCAGCCUCUGUCCAGACGAUGCUUUUAGAGAAAAUGAGGGUGACGAGGAGACCAGAAGGGGAGUCCACUUUCAACGUGUUUUACUACYUGAUGGCUGGAGUAGAUAGCGCUCUUAGAACGGAGCUGCACCUCAACCACUUUGCUGACAACAAUGCAUUCGGAAUCACGUCGCAGAAUAAGGCAGAGGAUAAGCAGCGGGCCUCUCAGCAGUUUUCCAAACUGCAAGUAGCCCUGAAGGUCCUUGGGAUCAGCGCGGAUGAGCAGCGGGCCCUCUGGCUGGUUCUUGGGGCCAUCUAUCAUCUCGGAGCAGCUGGAGCUACCAAGACUGGCAGGAAACAAUUUGCACGUCACGAGUGGGCCCAGAAGGCAGCCUACCUGCUGGGCUGCACCCUGGAGGAGCUUUCCUCCUCCAUCUUCAAGCAUCAGACCAAGGGCACCCUGCCCAGAACCGGCGCCAUCCGCCAGGCUUCCGAGGAAAAUGGCACAGCAGAUGCAGGAUCCAAAUCCACAGCAAUGGAGUGUUUGGAGGCAAUGGCAUCAGGGCUUUACUCUGAAGUCUUUGCUGUCGUCGUAUCUUUGAUAAAUCGGGCCUUGAAAUCCAGCCAGCACUCCAUGUGCUCUCUGCUCAUUGUGGACACACCGGGCUUUCAGAACCCCAGGCUUGCUAAGCGUGAGAGCGGCACAACCUUUGAAGACUUGUGCCACAACUACACUCAGGAACGCUUGCAGAGCCUCUUCUACCAGCGCACCUUUGUUCAGGAGCUGGAAAGAUACAAAGAGGAAAACAUUGAACUUGCCAUAGAAGACACUGAGCCCACCGCUUCUCUCUCAGUGGCAGUGAUAGACCAAACCUCAAGCCAUGCACUUGUGCGAACGGUUCGAACAGACGAGGCACGGGGGCUUCUGUGGCUGAUGGAGGAAGAGGCUCUGCAGCCAGGAGGAUCAGCGGAAACACUUUUGGGACGUCUCUUCAGCUACUACGGACCGGCUGAGGGCGAGAGUAAAGGUCACACUUUCCUUUUGAGGAGUGAGAAGGARAAUCAUUUCCUGCUGGGCCACAGUCAUGGGACCGACUGGGUGGAGUAUGACGCUCGUGGGUGGUUGACCUACGCCAAACAGAACCCUGCAUCUACAAAUGCAAUGAACCUGCUGCAGGAGUCCCAAAAGAAGAUAAUCAGCUCCCUGUUCACAAGCCGGGCGGGUGGCGCMGUGGURCUGUCMGGUUCCGUUGCCGGUCUCGAGGGCGUUUCCAACAUGUCCCUGCGCAGGGCUACCAGCAUGAGGAAGACCUUCAGUACAGGAGUCGCUGCAAUCAGGAAGAAGUCCUUGUGCAUCCAAAUAAAACUCCAAGUGGAUGCCCUUCUUGACACGUUGCGGAGGUCUAGGAUUCACUUUGUUCAUUGCAUAUUGCCCAAGGCAGACGCUCUAAAGGCUCUUAGUGGAUCCCUGUUCAAAGGCGGGGAAUCCGAGGCUCAGGGGGAGAGUGGAGAUCCUGGCUUAAUGCAGCUGGAUGUAGCAUUGCUUCGUGCUCAAAUACGUGGAUCCAAGCUGCUUGAUGCCCUACGGAUCUACAGGCAAGGUUACCCCGAUCACAUGGUGUUUUCCGAGUUCCGACGGCGCUUUGAUGUGCUGGCCCCRCACCUCACCAAGAAACAUGGGAGGAAUUACAUCGUGAAGGAUGAGAAGAGAGCUGUGGAGGAGCUGUUGGAGUCUCUGGAUUUGGAGAAGAGCAGCUACCACAUGGGUCUGAGUAGGUUGUUUUUCAGAGCYGGGAUUUUGGCUAAGCUGGAGGAACAGCGGGAUGAGCAGACCAAGCGUAAUCUAACUCUGUUGCAAGCUUCCUGUAGAGGCUACAUUGCACGGCAGGCCUUCAAGAAGAGAAAGAUCCAGGACCUUGCAAUCAGGUGCAUUCAGAAAAACAUCAAGAAGAACCGUGGUGUGAAGGACUGGCCUUGGUGGAAGCUCUUCAGUACAGUUCAGCCACUCAUUAAAGUUCAGCUCACCGAGGAGCAGAUGCGAAGCAAAGACGAGGAGAUACAGCAGCAGAAAGUGAAGCUGGAGAGAGUGGAGAAAGAGCGGAGUGAAUUGAGACUGAACACGGAUCGAUUGGAGAGCAGGAUCUCAGAGUUGCUGGCUGAGCUCGCCGACGAGAGGAACACCAGCGAGUCGGCUUCCCAGUUGCUGGAAACUGAAACGUCAGAGAGACUCCGCCUGGAGAAGGACAUGAAGGACCUGCAGGUUAAGUUUGAUGCCAUGAAAAAACAAAUGGAGUCACAGGAGAUGGAGCUCAUGGAAGCACGUCUCACAAAGGCGUCCGAGCUCAACGGAGAGCUGGACGAUGAYGACGAUUCUGGAGGCGAGUGGYGGAUAAAAUACAAUCGAGCCAUUCGGGAAACGGACUUCACCAAAAAGAAACUCCAGCAGGAGUUUGAUGACAAGCUGGAGACAGAACAGCAGAGCAAAAGACAAGUUGAGAGAAAGCUGGCUGAUUUGCAGACAGAUAAUGAGGAUCUGCAGCGCUCUGUGCAGCAGCUGAAGAAGAAGUGCCAAAAGCUGACUGGCGAGCUGCAGGACACCAAGCUUCAUCUGGAAGGCCUGCAGAGCCGCAACCACGAUUUGGAGAAAAAACAGAGGAAAUUUGACCUGGAGCAGAACCAGGCUCAGGACGAGGUACAAAGAGAAAAGAGUCAGCGGGAGAAACUGGCUCGCGAGAAAGACAUCAUGACCGGUGAGAUAUUUAACCUCCGCCAGCAGCUGCAGGACAAGGACACAGAACUGUACGCCGCCAAUGUGAAAGUGCAGCAACUGGAGGCAGAGCUGCAGGAUCUGUCCUCCCARGAGUCCAAGGACGAGGCCUCGCUGGCUAAGUUAAAGAAGCAGCUUCAUGACCUUGAGGCGAAGGUGAAAGAUCAGGAAGAGGAGUUGGAUGAGCAGGCGGGAUCAAUCCAAAUGCUGGAGCAGGCUAAGCUGAGACUUGAGAUGGAGAUGGAGAGGCAGCGGCAGACCCACUCCAAAGAGAUUGAGAGCAAGGAUGAAGAGGUGGAGGAAAUCAGGCGGUCGUGCAGUAAGAAGCUCAAACAGAUGGAGGUGCAGCUGGAGGAGGAGUACGACGACAAGCAGAAAGUCUUGCGUGAAAAACGGGAGCUGGAGUCCAAGCUUCUGAUUGCCCAGGACCAGGUUAGCCAGAGGGAUGUGGAGACGGAGAAGAGGCUAAAGAAAGACUUGAAGAGAACAAAAGUCCUUCUGGCUGAUGCACAGAUCAUGCUGGACCACCUGAAGAGCAACGCCCCGAGCAAAAGGGAGAUUGUCCAGCUCAAAAAUCAACUGGAGGAGUCAGAGUUUACUUGUGCAGCAGCAGUGAAAGCUCGAAAGGGCAUUGAGAUUGAAAUUGAAGAUUUGCAUAUUCAAAUGGAAGACGUGGUCAAAACCAAGAUGGCGCUGGAGGAGCAGGUCAGCCGACUGCAGAGAGAGAAGAACGACUUGCAGUCUCGCAUGGAGGAGGAUCAGGAAGACAUGAAUGAAUUGAUGAAGAAGCACAAAGCAGCAGUUGCACAGUCGGCGAGGGACUUGAGCCAGAUCAGUGACCUGCAGGCCCAGCUGGAAGAAGCCACAAAGGAGAAGCAGGAAAUCCAAGAAAAGCUCCAUUCACUCCAGAGCCAGUUAGAGUUCCAAGAACAGUCCAUGGUGGAGAAGUCGCUCGUGAGCCGCCAGGAGGCAAAGAUCCGCGAGCUGGAGACUAAGCUGGAGUAUGAGAAGACUCAGAUUAAGCGCUUGGAGAGCCUAGUGGGCCGUCUGAAGGAGAACCUAGAGAAGAUGACUGAGGAGAAAAACCAACGCAUCACAGCAGAAAACAGGGAAAAGGAGCAGAAUAAGCGCAUGCAGAGACAGAUAAGAGACAUAAAAGAAGAAAUGGCUGAGCUGUCCAAGAAGGAGGGGGAAGCAAGCCGGAAGAAGCACGAACUGGAAAUGGAUAUUGAGAGUUUAGAGGCAGCAAAUCAGAGCUUACAAGUGGACCUUAAGCUGGCCUUUAAAAGGAUUGGUGACCUGCAGGCGGCCAUCGAGGAUGAGAUGGAUAGCGAUGACAAUGAGGACUUGAUCAACAGUUUGGAAGACAUGGUGACAAAAUAUCAAAAAAGAAAGAACAAAAUUGGAGAGGGAACAGAAACUGAUUCAGAAGUGGAGGACCGGGUGGAUGGAGUUAAGUCGUGGCUCUCAAAGAACAAAGGCUCCAGCAAGACUUUGUCUGAUGAAGGGAGUCUGAAGAGCACCAGAUAUGCAGCAAAUGCAGAUGCCACAGAGAUGAAAGAAGGUAAGGAGAAGAUGAGUGACGGCAGCAAAGAUAAGAAGGAAGUAGAGCAGAGCAGAUCAGUGUCUGUCAUGAGUUCCCUUAGCUACAGAAAACGCUCCAACUUGAAGGACUCCAUUGGGGGCACUGGAGACGAGAAUUCGCUGUUCAGUACUCUCAAAGAACAGCCAAACAUACCGGAUCACACUGCAAUGCGCAAAGCAAAGUCAAAAUCCGGUGAACUCCAGGAAGACAGGAGAAAAACUCAGGCCGAAGAAGAUAUGGAUGACAACGGCUCUGUCAUCUCUAUGGCCUAUUCUGAAGCCACAAGCCGAGCCAGGAAGGGCUUAGAGUCCCGCUGGACCUCCCGCAGCACCCCGGAGUUCGAUACGGAGUCCAUGGUGUCCUCAGUAGCUCCAAGCAGGGUAUCCACUAGGAGAGGGAUGCUGGACAUGGAUGAUGACAAUAAGUCAACCAUUAGCAGCGUGAGUCACGCAAGCCCCCGUUCUCUACGUCGCAGCAGCUCUUGGAAAGAUGACAAACGAAGCAGCUCUCGCUUAUCCGUCGCCCGCAGCUGUGGCCUCAGCGAAUUUGGUCUGCACGUAAAUGACGACGACGAUGCCCACAGUGUGGCUUAUGGAGAAGGGAAACGUUCACCCUAUAGUCCCCGGUCUGCUAGUCGCAGCUACUCUACUCCACCUCAACCACGCUCCUCAGACAGCAAUGCUCUCGAAGCUUCUGACAUUAAACCAGUCACACACCGAAACUACUUGGACCCUGACCUGGAGGCUGCAAUUAAUGAGGUUCUAAGCUUCAAACCCAUCAAGUUCAAGCGUAGUAAACUGGACGAGUCGAGUGGCGACGAGGAUGAGAAGAAGGGCCAAGGAGGUGAAGACAGGCGAAAGAAGGGGGAGGAUGAGGGCACGUCAAGCUGGUCCAGCACCCCCCGCAGUCGUAAGGAUAAAAAAAGCAAAGUCUCAUCUUCCGAAUCCUCUUCCUCUUCCUCCUCAUCCUCCUCGUCCUCAGACGGCCGUCACAGCAGAAAGAGCACAAAGGGGAAAAAGGACAAGAAGUCCAAAAAGAAAUCCAAGAAAAAGCAAAGUGAAUCGGAGGAUUCCUCUUCUUCUUCUGAGUCGUCCGAGUCAUCCUCUUCGGAUUCAACCGUCUCUUAUCGAAGUUCCAACAGUGUUAAGAAGGGCCCAAAACAACAGCACGAUGAUGAAAAGGAGCGCUCCACUAAUGGACAAACUAGCAAAAAAGAAACCAAGAAGAAGCAGAAGAAGGUGGAUAGCUUGGUGAUGAAGUACCUCUACAGGCCUGACAGUGACUGAUACCAACAGAAUAAGUCCCCCUGUGUACCGGAGACACAUGAGUCUUGGCAGAUCUGAUGAAGAGGAUGAGGCUGACAGAGACUCCGGCAGGCAGUCCCUGCGG